Molecule: messenger RNA, 519 nt
Organism: Eucalyptus grandis
Lineage: Eukaryota; Viridiplantae; Streptophyta; Magnoliopsida; Myrtales; Myrtaceae
Exons: 2
Source: RefSeq, a predicted model, not a curated record
AUGGACUACCCAAUGGAUAAGUAUGCGGAUAUGUAUGUAGGUCAAAGUAGGCAGAAAGACUACGCAGAUAGGCGUAAAAGGCCUUUGGAAUUUAGCGUGGGAGACCAUGUAUUCCUUAAGGUAUCUCCAAUGAAAAGGAUAUCUCGAUUUGGGAUGAAGGGUAAGUUAAGCCCCAGAUUUGUUGGACCUUUUGAAAUACUCGAAAGGAUAGGGGAUGUAGCUUAUCGUUUAGCGCUACCUCCUAAGUUGGGAAAUUUGCAUGAUGUGUUUCAUGUAUUGAUGUUGAGAAAGUACCAGCCGGAUCCUGGUCACAUACUUGAUCAUGAAGCCAUCAAAGUGGAUGAGAAAGUGAGGUACAUUGAAGAGCCUGUACAGGUAUUGGAUCGAAAGGAACAAAUUCUUAGGACUAAGAAGAUCCCUCUAGUUAAGGUAUUAUGGCGACAUCAUGAUAUGGAGGAAGCCACAUGGGAAAGUGAAGAUCAUAUGAAGGAAAAGUACCCCUAUUUGUUUCAAGAAGGC